GUGCGUGCAGGUGGAUAAGCGGAUAGAAAUCCCAAACACUUCACCCCCACGUAGAAACCUUCAAGAACAUGGCUUCAAUCUCCACCUUCCCCAUAUUUCACUCCGUUUCUCGCCCUGCUACUGCAAAUCCAACUCCAUUUCCCAUUUUCAGAUCUUCAAUCUCUCUUCACACCUCCUCCAACUUCGCCGUCUCCGCCGCCUCCUUCAGGCAUUCGGCGGUUUAUGGCCACAGGCAGUCACGCGGCCUGAAAAAACGGAGGGCGGUCGAAGGGGAGGCUUCUGUUCCAGAGCAAGAAGUUGAAGGAGAAGAGACGCCGGCGGUCACCGUGUCCGUCUCGCCGUCUGAUAUGCUCACCAUGUUCUUUCAGGCAGAGGGGACUCUAAAUGAAUCAGCUAUUCCUUCUGUAACUGAGGCGUUGGAGCAAACUGAGGGUGCCACUGCAUUAAAGGUUCAAGUUGUUGAGGGCAUUGCAUCUGUUGAGCUCACAAAGCAAAUAACAAUACAAUCGACCGGAGUAGCCUCGAGCUUGAUCGAGACCAUACAAAGCGCAGGUUUCAAGUUACAAACGCUAAAUCUGAGUUUCGAGGACAAUGAAGAAGUUUUUGUUUAGGUACUCGUGAUUGUGAUUGUUAGAGUUGGAGAGGGAAAGAGAGAAAAAAAAUGGAGAGAGAUAGGGAUAAUAGGAGGCUAUUUAAGAGCUCCAUUGAUCAUGUCAUGGAAGGUUGGACUAUGGGGAUUACAUUCUUUGAAGUAAAAUUUAAAUGAGCCAUUUGCUUUGAAACCAA
This is a messenger RNA of Cucurbita moschata (crookneck pumpkin), 786 nucleotides long. RefSeq lists its product as uncharacterized. The coding region runs from base 69 to 611 and encodes 180 amino acids. The record is from RefSeq and is a predicted model, not a curated record. Lineage: Eukaryota; Viridiplantae; Streptophyta; Magnoliopsida; Cucurbitales; Cucurbitaceae. Gene Ontology annotation, cellular component: chloroplast. The transcript has 4 exons.